Molecule: messenger RNA, 891 nt
Organism: Vicia faba (fava bean)
Lineage: Eukaryota; Viridiplantae; Streptophyta; Magnoliopsida; Fabales; Fabaceae
Source: the annotation of a GenBank genome assembly
AUGUGGAGGAAAAUCGAAGGUAUUGACGAAAGUUUCUUCCACGUGACUGAAGAUGUUCACGUUACAGAUAUUGCCAAUCAUUCUAUUUUGCACGAUGGACAUAUUUGGCUUGAGUACAUUGUUGGAGACAAGACAAAGAGGGCACCGAAUCCAAAUAUAGUUGAUGUUGGUGAAAAGAGUGAUGAUGUUGAAGAUGAGGACUCUGUAGGGAUAAGAUUUAGGAACAACGAGGAAGAAAGAGUGAAUGAUGACAACGGAGGCUUUCUGGUUGUGGAGGUUGAUAGACCUGAUGAAGGUAAUAGGGUUGAAAUCUCAGGUAAGAAACUUAGGUACAAGUUAAGAGCUAACAAUGAUGCAUCAACUGUAAGGUCUCCCAAAAAACUCAAGUUGUGUGUUCCUUUAAGGGUCAUUGGUGGCAAACCUAGUUCAUCAAAGGUUUUAGAGCAAGAUGAAAUUAUGAAAGUGAAGAGUUGGGUAGUUGCUGAAUCGGUAAAACAACAAGCAAAAAAUGAGGAACUUGCUGCCAAUGCAAAUGAGGAAGUUGUUGACCCUAUAGUGGACUAUUUUGAUGGUGGAAUUGAUGCACAAGUUAAAGCAUUGGUGGCCUCAGUAGAAGCUGAAUACCAAGAAACUCAGACCAAGUUCUGUUUAACAGGUCCAUUCCAAUGGUUAUUGCCAAUUUCGUAUGACAGUAAAAUGUUUGGUGUGGGUGUAUUUUGGGAAAUUUUACAGUUUGUACAAAAUGCUUAUGGACUGUUGUAUGUAGGUUUUGCAGGAUGGUUUUUCUAUGUAUAUGGCAGCAACAACAUGGCUGUUUUUAUGUUUUGUAGCAAAGUUUUGGACAUCAACGUGCAAAAUUUUUGUUUGGUCAUGAAGAACUUGGUAGCUUGA